AUGGAAGAUGUUAACAAAAAAAAAAGGAAUGUAGUAUCAGCUGAUCGCUUCAGUAUCUCGGGGGAAAAGUUGGCGUAUUAUAAUUUGAGCUACAGAAAUUUCAGUGGCGUUCAGGACUGUAUUAAACUGUCGACACAGUUAUGUGAAUUAAACUUGUCACACAACAACCUGCGUUAUGUUCCUCAAAGUGUUAUGGAUAUGUGCAACAUACGAAUCCUCGACUUGUCUUUUAAUAACAUUGAAGUAUUCGACGACCCACCGCGUUUCUAUAACGUCAUAGAAACCUUGGACAUUUCUAAUAAUAACCUCAAAUUCCCCCCCCGGUGGGUUUGGAAGGAGUCUCCCGAGCGCUUGAUCAAGGUGAAUAUGAGAAUGAAUGUAGACCAAAUUGUAAAUAUGGAGAAUUUGAAGGUGCUCUCUUUAGAUAGCAAUGACUUGUGUAUGCUUCCAGACAAUUUAGUAAAAUUACACAAUUUAAAGAAAAUUGACCUCUAUGAUAACUUUUUGUCAGACAUCCCAGGUAUAGAACAGUUUGAUGAAAUUGAUUUGGCCCAAAAUCAUCAUGAUGAGCCAGACUCUGUAACAUAUCUAACCAAGAGAAACAAAUUAAGGUUAACAACAGUAGAAAGAUGCUGUGGCAGAAAAGCAGAGGUUAUUCAAGAUGACUAUGAAUUCACCAGUGAUGAAGAAUCCUUGUUUAAUGAAGAACUAGAAGACCGAGAUUUAGAGUGUGGCCAUCGAGAGAGAUCUGAUUCCAGUUCUUCUGAAGAUUGGGACUCAGACGAUUGGUGGAUACCUACUUCUGAGCCUUCGAGAGUGGUUUUUAGGUCGGAAGUGAAAAGGCUGGCGGAGCCUUGGUUAAUAUUUACACAUGAAAAAAUAGCUGCUGGGAACUUUUGUCCUUGUGAUCUUCAUGUCUUACCGAUCUCUGACAGAAUAAAUCACAAACAGACAGGCAAUUCUCAAGUGCCCCAGAGAUCAGAUGAUCUAGACCAAUUCGACGACGACUACGACGAUGACAAUUAUUAA
Leptosia nina is the source of this 1029-nucleotide messenger RNA. The record is from the annotation of a GenBank genome assembly. NCBI's taxonomy places the organism in Eukaryota, Metazoa, Arthropoda, Insecta, Lepidoptera, Pieridae.